Amaranthus tricolor (Joseph's coat) is the source of this 1320-nucleotide messenger RNA. RefSeq names its product transcription repressor OFP1-like. Gene Ontology annotation, molecular function: DNA binding. Lineage: Eukaryota; Viridiplantae; Streptophyta; Magnoliopsida; Caryophyllales; Amaranthaceae. The record is from RefSeq and is a predicted model, not a curated record. Bases 204 to 1061 code for a protein of 285 amino acids. Gene Ontology annotation, biological process: negative regulation of DNA-templated transcription. The transcript has a single exon.
ACAUUUUUCAACCUUCAUGGACCCACCAAAAUAUACUCUCUUCUCUUCUACUUCUAUUUAAUAUCAAAAACCCAUCUUUCUUCCACCCAUUUUCUUCCAUUCCAUUGCCUAUUUUCUAGUAAAUUUUCCCUUCAUAACCCACAAAAACUAAGUACCCCAUUACAAAAACAAAACAAUAUAUACAUAGAAUUAAAAUAAGAGUAAUGGGUAAUCAAAGAUUCAAGCUUUCAAAUAUGAUCCCAAAUGCUUGGUUUUACAAACUUAAAGACAUAAAUAACACCAAAAAUCCCAAAUCCCAAUCCAAAAAUCUCAAAAAAGACCAAAUCCCACCAGUUUCUUCAUCAAAUUCCACUAAAAAAAUUACCAAUAAUAAUAUUAAAGAUAACCCACCAAAAAUUUUGAACUAUGAACCUCAUUUUCAACCUAGAAAAUCAUACCAUAUUACAAGAGAAAGUAUUCCUUCAUCUCAAGAACUAGAAUUACUUCCUUUUUCUCCUUCACGAAGAUCAAAAUCAUCCACUAAAUCAAAAAAAUCAAAUUCUUACCAUUCUAAAUCAAAUUCGUCAUCUUCUACUCCUCUAUUUGAUGAUACUCUUCUUAAAACAGAGCAUAAAACAGAGGAUUUCGAUAUCGUUUUCGAUAUCGAAAAAGAUUCAUUAUUUACUAAAAUUAACACAUUUGAUUUAAAACUCCCACCAAUUAUUACUACACAAGAACAAAAACCCAGAAGUUUUUCCCCAUCUCCAAGAAAAUUUCAAGAAAAAGGAAUGAAAUUAAAGGUAAAUUCUCCAAGAAUAAAUGGGAUUUCUGGUAGGAAGAGUAUGAAUUUGAAGAAAAGAAGAAGUAUUUCAGAAAGUUUUGCAGUUGUGAAAUCUUCAUUUGAUCCUCAAAGAGAUUUUAAAGAAUCAAUGGUGGAAAUGAUUGUUCAAAAUAAUUUAAGAACAUCAAAGGAUUUAGAAGAUUUGCUUGCUUGUUAUCUUUCACUUAAUUCAGAUGAGUAUCAUGAUGUUAUCAUUAAGGUUUUUAAGCAAAUUUGGUUUGAUUUUAGGCACCAAAAAUAAUGAAGCAUAAUAUUAAUUUUUUGAGAUAAUAUUCGAUUAACAUUAGUAUUAGUUUUAUUUUAAUUAUUUGUAAUAUUCUAGGUAAGUUCACUACUAAUCCAUUAUAGUAGAUUAGUAUUAGUUUGAGUACAAAAUUAUUGUAUGUAUGAUAUUUUGUCUUUUUAAUUAGGUUUUAAUAUAAUCUAAAAGAUUAAUAAUUAAUUUAUGAAAUUGUAAACAUAAAUAGUUUGAUACGACAUCAAUCAUGCAAUUUUUUAAG